AUGGAUUCUGGUUCACCCUCUACAUACCCUUCCGGGGGAACAUCCCCAGCCCCGGUUGAUACUCCUAAGACUGAGUACAGCGAAUAUAAAUUCUCCAAUGACGUGGCCGUGGUGGGAAUGGCCUGCCGCGUGGCGGGAGGCAACCACAACACCGAGCUUCUCUGGCAAUCGCUCCUCAGUCAGAAAAGUGCAGUGAGUGAGAUCCCAGAGAUACGCUGGGAGCCUUACUAUCGUCGUGACCCGCGCAAUGCAAAAGAGCUCGAGAAGACCACCUCAUAUGGUUAUUUCCUGGAUCACCUGGAGGACUUUGACUGUCAGUUCUUUGGCAUCUCCCCUAAGGAGGCCGAGCAGAUGGAUCCACAACAGCGAGUCUCCCUAGAGGUGGCCUCGGAAGCACUGGAGAAUGCCGGUAUUCCUGCCAAGAGUCUGUCUGGAAGCGACACUGCGGUCUUUUGGGGUGUGAACUCAGAUGACUACUCCAAGCUAGUGAUGGAGGACUUGCCAAAUGUCGAGGCCUGGAUGGGCAUCGGCACCGCGUACUGUGGUGUGCCCAAUCGCAUUUCCUACCACCUCAACCUGAUGGGACCCAGCACCGCCGUGGAUGCGGCAUGUGCGUCGUCCCUCGUCGCCAUCCACCAUGGAGUUCAAGCCAUCCGGCUGGGCGAAUCCCAGGUGGCUAUUGUUGGAGGCGUCAAUGCUCUCUGUGGACCAGGCCUGACCCGGGUCCUCGACAAAGCCGGGGCCAUCUCGUCUGACGGAUCUUGCAAGUCCUUCGAUGAUGACGCCCAUGGGUACGCUAGAGGUGAAGGCGCCGGCGCCCUCAUCCUCAAAAGCCUGCACCGUGCGUUGCUCGACCAUGACAACGUGUUGGCCGUCAUCAAAGGAAGUGCAGUAGCGCAGGAUGGCAAGACGAACGGUAUCAUGGCCCCUAAUGCCAAAGCGCAACAGUUAGCUGCGCACACUGCUCUCAAUGUUGCGGGUGUCGACCCUCGCACCGUUCGCUAUGUGGAAGCCCAUGCCACAUCUACGCCCCUGGGUGACCCAACUGAAAUAUCUGCUAUUGCAGAGAUCUACGGCAUCAACCGCCCCGCCGACGACCCGUGCUACAUCGGGUCCAUCAAGCCAAACAUUGGUCACCUGGAAGCUGGUGCCGGUGUCAUGGGCUUCAUCAAAGCAGUCCUGGCCAUCCAAAAGGGCGUCCUGCCACCCCAGGCCAACUUGACAAAGCUCAAUAGCCGCAUCGACUGGGAAAAUGCCGGCGUGAAGGUCGUCCAGGAGGCUACCCCGUGGCCCUCCUCAGACCCCAUCCGUCGAGCAGGUGUGUGCUCGUAUGGGUACGGAGGUACUGUUUCUCACGCAGUCAUCGAGGAGUUCAGUGAUAUCCUGCGGGCAGACCCGCUGGAUGAGGGCGCAGCCACCGGACCAAGUCUUUUGUUAUUGUCGGGUCCCCAGGAGAAACGGUUAGCUCUGCAGGCUGAAGCUCUGCGCGAGUGGAUGACUGGUGAUGGAAAGGAUCACAAUCUGAGCGAAAUUCUCACGAAUUUGGCUACACGACGAGAUCACCAUGACUACCGAGCAGCGCUUGUGGUUGACGACCGUCUUGAUGCUACCCAGGUCCUGCAAUCACUGGCCAAUGGAGUCGAUCAUCCGCUCACGACCCAGAGCCGAGUAUUUGGCGCAGAUAUCAACAAGGACGUUGUCUGGGUGUUUUCCGGACAUGGCGCGCAGUGGCCAGACAUGGGAAAGCAAUUAAUUCACAACCCUGUAUUCUUCCGAGCCAUCCAGCCACUCGAUGAGCUGAUCCAAGCCGAGAUUGGCCUGUCUCCCAUAGAGCUGCUCCAGACGGGCGACUUUGAAUCGUCUGAUCGAGUCCAGAUCCUGACCUAUCUUAUGCAAAUUGGCCUAAGCGCUAUGCUUCAGAGCAAUGGCACCACUCCACAGGCCGUGAUUGGCCACUCAGUGGGCGAAAUCGCGGCCAGUGUUGUGGCUGGGGCUUUAUCCCCAGAAGAGGGCGCGCUUAUUGUGACCCGCAGAGCGUUGCUAUACCGACAGGUCAUGGGCAAGGGCGGGAUGAUUCUUGUCAACCUUCCUAGCGCCGAGGCCGAAGAGAUCCUGGGUCCCCGGCAGGACCUGGUCGUGGCCAUCGAUUCGUCCCCCUCUUCCUGUGUGGUGGCUGGAGACAAGGAGAUAGUGGCCGAGACAGCAGAAGUCUUCAAGGCUCGGGGUGUGAAGACAUUCACCGUUAAUAGCGACAUUGCCUUCCAUAGUCCAUCACUGAAUGGCCUCAUGGAUCCUCUGCGAGACGCCCUCGGACAGGCUCUGUCCCCAACGAGUCCCACCAUCAAGCUGUAUUCUACCGCGCUGGUGGACCCUCGCGGCCAGGACCUGCGCGAUGUGGAAUACUGGGCCGGCAACAUGGUCAACCGCGUGCGUCUCACCUCGGCGGUCCAGGCGGCUGUUGAAGACGGAUAUCGUCUCUUCCUUGAAGUCUCGACUCACCCAGUGGUGUCUCACUCCAUCAACGAGACGCUUAUGGACGCAGGCAUGGAGGACUUCGUGGUAAUCCCAACUCUCCUUCGUCACAAGCCGACUGAGAAGUAUAUUUUGCACAGCAUUGCCCAGCUUCACUGCCGCGGCGCGGAAGUGAACUUGACGAUGCAGAUGCCUGGACGAUGGGCCAUCGGAAUGCCCACCACGACCUGGAUGCAUAAGCCAAUCUGGCGCAAAAUAGAGACAGCCCCUCUCCAUACUGGCCUCACACAUGAUGUCGAGAAGCACACGCUACUGGGACAGCGCAUCCCGGUACCGGGCACCGACACCGUCGUCUACACUACUCGGCUGGACAACGAAACGAAGCCAUUCCCCGGCAGUCAUCCCUUGCACGGUACAGAGAUCGUUCCGGGAGCAGGUCUGAUUAAUACUUUCUUGAAGGGUACCGGCGGACAGAUGCUCCAGAACGUGGUGCUCCGCGUUCCUGUUGCCAUCAACGCGCCACGAUCGGUUCAGAUCGUGGUGCAGCAGGAUCAGGUCAAGAUUGUUUCCCGGCUGAUUUCAAGUGAUCCCUCGGUGGCGGAUGAUGAAGCGUCUUGGGUCACUCACACCGAUGCAUAUUGGUAUCGAAAGGUUCUGGGUUCCGAAGAUCGGAUCGACCUCGCCGCCGUCAAAGCACGACUGGACACGAAACUACCAGGCAACUUUUCAAUUGACUACUUGGACAAGGUGGGUGUCUCAGCUAUGGGAUUCCCAUGGGCGGUAACAGAGCACUACCGCAAUACCAAGGAAAUGCUGGCACGCGUUGAUGUCAAUCCCGCUGUUUCGGGGGAUGCCCCCUUACCCUGGGAUUCUUCCUCCUGGGCCCCGAUUCUCGACGCUGCCACUUCCGUCGGCUCUACCAUCUUCCAAACAGCUGCGCUGCGGAUGCCGGCCCAGAUCGAGCGCGUGGAGAUCUUCACCUCGGAGGACCCACCCAAGGUCGGCUGGCUCUUCGUCGAGAAGACCUCCGAUGCAGUUCCUACCUCUCACGUUAGCGUGCUGAGCGAGUCGGGUGAAGUCGUUGCUAAGUUUACGGCCAUGCGCUUCUCCGAGAUUGGAGGCACCCCCGGCGUUAGUGGCAGCAUGGAGAGUCUCGUGCAUCAGAUCGCCUGGCCACCGGCCACCCCGGCCGAAGAACCCUUAUCCAUCACGACGGUGAUUCUAGUCUCGCCAGAUGCUACCACCCGGGCCCAGCAUGCCGCGACUCUGCCGACCAAGGUUCAAUCCUUCCAGUUCUCUACCACACAGGAUUUAUUCAGCAACGCUUCAUCCCUCCCACUCCAGAAGGGAACUGUUGUGGCCUACAUCCCCGGUGAGGUGGCCUCACUGGCAGAGGUUCCCGCCGCAUCCGAGUCAUUCACUUGGAACCUGCUCGAGCUGAUCAAAUUCAUCGUUAACGGCUCACUGCCUAUCAAAGUCUUCAGCCUCACUGCGAAUGUGGGCGAUGGCCAAACAGCUACCGCCCUGGCCCAAUCCCCAUUGUUCGGGCUGGCGCGAAUCAUCGCCAGUGAGCAUCCCGAUCUGGGAUCCCUCAUCGACAUUGAAGAGCCCGUUAUACCCUUGUCGGUGAUGCGAUACAUCCAGGGAGCCGAGAUCAUCCGAAUCAGCGAUGGAAUCGCCCGCACCUCCCGGUUCCGCAGCCUACCGCGGAAUAAGCUGCGCCCUGUUAGCGACGGAAUUCUCGGACUUGAGGUCGCUGACUUCCUGGUCGAGAAGGGGGCCAGACGUCUGCUACUCAUCUCGCGGCGUGCCCUUCCACCUCGCCGAACCUGGGACCAGGCCAGCACAGCUCUCCAGCCAACCAUCGCCAAUAUCCGCCUCCUAGAGAGUCGCGGCGCCUCGGUCCAUGUCCUCUCCCUCGACACCACGAAGCCGGAUGCGGUGGAGCAGCUGUCGACGGCCCUAGACCGUCUCGCCCUCCCUGCGGUCCAGGGUGUUGUCCAUGCUGCCGGUGUCCUGGAUAACCAACUGGUGCUGCAAACCACGCGCGAUGCCUUCAACCAGGUUCUCGCGCCCAAGAUUGCGGGCGCGUUGGCCCUUCACGAAGUCUUCCCCCCCAAGAGCGUUGAUUUCUUUAUCAUGUUUUCCUCUUGCGGAAACCUAGUCGGGUUCACCGGCCAAGCCUCUUAUGGCAGCGGCAACGCGUUCUUGGAUACACUAGCCACGCACCGGGCGAGCCUGGGAGACACGGCCGUGUCCUUCCAAUGGACGUCGUGGCGUGGCCUGGGUAUGGGCGCCAGCACGGACUUCAUCAACGCAGAGCUGGCAUCCAAAGGAAUCACAGACGUGACGCGCGAUGAGGCCUUUGCUGCCUGGCAGCAUCUCGCCAAGUAUGAUAUGGACCACGGGGUUGUUUUGCGAAGUCGUGCCUUUGAGGACGGGGAGCCAGUCCCUGUGUCUAUCCUUAAUGAUAUUGCGGUUCGGCACGUGGGCGCGCUGUCCAACACCACGCAGGGGGCUACAAGUUCCAAUGGUAGCGAUGCGGUGCCUGCGUCAGGACCGGAGCUGAAGGCAUAUCUGGAUGAGAAGAUUCGGGGCUGUGUGGCCAAGGUCUUACAGAUGACAGCUGAGGAUGUGGAUUCGAAGGCAGCCUUGGCUGAUAUGGGUGUGGAUUCAGUCAUGACGGUCACUUUGCGUCGCCAGCUGCAGCAGACGCUGAAGAUCGCGGUACCCCCGACGUUGACGUGGAGUCAUCCGACUGUCAGUCAUCUGGUGGUGUGGUUUGCUGAGAAGAUUGGCAAAUGA
Messenger RNA from Penicillium mononematosum, 5277 nucleotides. Its product is annotated as type I polyketide synthase. Gene Ontology annotation, molecular function: 3-oxoacyl-[acyl-carrier-protein] synthase activity; fatty acid synthase activity; phosphopantetheine binding. The record is from RefSeq and is a predicted model, not a curated record. Lineage: Eukaryota; Fungi; Ascomycota; Eurotiomycetes; Eurotiales; Aspergillaceae. Gene Ontology annotation, biological process: secondary metabolite biosynthetic process; fatty acid biosynthetic process. The coding region runs from base 1 to 5277 and encodes 1758 amino acids. The transcript has 3 exons.